AUGUAUUCUCAGCUUCUUUUCAUCCUACUACUCUCCAUCUGCUGUGGAAUGAAUGAUGUAGUGGAAGCUAAUUCCAGCAAGUGUCUUCAGGAUCAGAAGAUGUUGCUGCUACAACUGAGAAAUAACCUUACUUAUGAUUCUAAGUUAUCAUCCUAUCUGGCCAAGUGGGAUGAGACGGUGGACUGCUGUGAAUGGCAGGGUGUUACUUGCAAUGGUGCAGGCCAAGUUAUUGGCCUUGACCUUAACCAUGAAUGGUUCUCGGGCAACAUUGAUCCAUUAGCAAGUCUAAAAUAUCUCUCUGUAAUCCGUCUAGAUGACAACUAUUUACCUUCUCGUCUUCCAGACUUCUUUGCUGAGUUCACUAAUCUAACUGUCUUGAGUCUAAGCUCCUGCAACUUGACAGGAGUACCUCAGAAGAUAUUCCAGGUACCAACUAUGCACACAAUCGACUUAUCAAAUAAUUUAAGACUUCACGGUACUUUACCUGAAUUUCCUUCAAAUGGAUCUCUAGAGACUCUGCGGCUUUCCUGGACAAAAUUCUCAGGAAGUUUACCCGAGUCAAUUGGGAACCUUAGAAUGUUGUCCGACGUUUCCUUUUAUGCUUGCAAUUUUACAGGUCCAGUGCCAUCUUCAAUUGAAAAUCUUACUCAUCUUGUUUCUGUGGAUUUCGCACUCAAUGAUUUCAAUGGUUCGAUUCCAUCUUUUAAGCUGUCCAAAAAUCUCACUUAUGCAAACUUUGAAGGAAAUCUUUUCACAGGUGAGCUAAUAUCAUCUAACUGGGAUGGCUUAGAGAAUCUUGAAACUCUUGGCUUCAGUGACAAUUCGAUUUCUGGGCUCAUCCCACCAUCAUUCUUUUCCCUACCAUCACUGAAGGAUUUAAAUCUGAAUGGCAACAAAUUUUAUGGCCGAAUAGCGGAAUUACAGAAUGUGACUUCUCCACUAACAAAUCUAGACUUGAUUGGCAAUAACUUAGCUGGGCCAUUACCUGAAUUCUUCUUUCAGCUACACAAUCUUUCGCGUCUUUCACUCUCAUUCAACAAUUUCAGCGGCACUAUGCAGUUGCAUAAAUUUACAAAACUUAAGAAGCUUGACAAUCUUGAUCUGUCCCAUAACAGAUUAUCAGUUGACACAAAUAUAAGUGAAUCAGAUAUUGCCUUGCUCCCCCAGUUUCUAGUCCUAAGGUUAGCGUCUUGCAAUUUACGCACUAUUUUUUUCCUUAAGAACCAAACCAGGUUGGCUUUGUUAGAUCUGUCAAAAAACCAUAUCAGAGGUGAAAUACCAAACUGGAUAUGGGAAAUUUUCGAUGGAGGGAGUCAUUCAGUGAACCUAUCUCUAAAUCAGUUCACACAUUUGCAAGUACCUUAUAGAUUUGGCUUUCUAAAUUCCUUGGAUCUACAUGCAAACUUGCUUACUGGGGAAGUUCCAUUACCACCACCUAAAGCACUAUAUGUGGACUUGUCUAGAAAUAAAUUCCAUGGAUUUAUCUCACCUGAAUUCAGCAAUCACCUCUCAAAUGCCCAGUUCUUCUCAGUUGCACACAACAAAGUCAGUGGUACUAUCCCUUCUUCAAUAUGCAACACGACUGAUCUUGAAGUGCUUGACUUGUCCAGCAACAGUUUGGAUGGCAGUAUUCCAGAAUGCUUAGCUGAACAAAGCCUGAUGGUACUUCACCUUGGAGGAAACAAUCUCAGAGGCAAUAUUCCUGGAAACUUUUCAGAGGAUUGCCGCUUGGAAUCGAUAGAUCUGAGUUAUAAUCACUUGGAAGGAAAGAUUCCUCAGUCAUUAUCCAAUUGCAGCAACCUAAAGCUGUUAAAUGUGGAGAGAAACAAGAUAACUGAUACCUUCCCCUGCUGGGUGAGAAAGUUAUCCAAUCUCCAUGUACUUGAGCUGCGGUUCAAUAAUUUCCAUGGCAGCAUUGAUUGCCCAGGUGUCAAUUACUCCUGGCCAGCUCUCCGAAUCAUUGAUCUAGCUUCCAAUAAUUUUAGUGGCAUCCUGCCAAGAAACUUAUUCUUGGAUCUCGAAGCUAUGAAGGUUGAUUCAGCGCACUCACCUGUUGAUCACCUGUAUGCUGCCAAUAGAAUUUUCUUUGGAGAUGAUUUAAGAGCACAAGUAGACAUUUACUAUCAGGCCACAGUCACUAUUACUCUUAAGGGACAAGAAAUGUCCUUGCCAAAGAUUUGGUUUACCUUCUGCUCGAUUGACUUUUCGAAUAACAGUUUUGUUGGAGGAAUACCUGAGACAGUAGGAGAACUCAAAUCGCUUUAUCUUCUCAACCUGUCGCACAAUGCUCUCACUGGCCAAAUCCCACCUGUAAUUGGAAAUUUACAGGAUUUGGGAAUACUUGACCUCUCAUUCAACAAGUUAGAUGGGCGUAUACCAGAUGAGCUCUCAAGGAUCCCACGUCUUUCCUUCUUAAAUUUAUCAUACAAUGAACUUGUUGGAAGGAUCCCUCAAG
Molecule: messenger RNA, 2455 nt
Organism: Capsicum annuum
Lineage: Eukaryota; Viridiplantae; Streptophyta; Magnoliopsida; Solanales; Solanaceae
Product: receptor-like protein 50
Exons: 1
Molecular function (GO): protein binding
Source: RefSeq, a predicted model, not a curated record